UACUACCGUGCCCAGAUGUAAAAGUGUAUUCUGCACAGUAAUCAAAGACAUGAUUUCCAUUCAAAAUUAUGAGGCAUUGCCAGCUGAGAAGAGCCCAGUAUCAACCCCCAGGAUGUCCCAAUGGCAACAGAUCCAGAUGCUGGAGAGAGUUCAUCUGGAUCAGGUGCAUUGCCUCUACGCCGAUGACCGCCUGCCCAUGGAAGUGCGACAGUACCUAGCCUUUUGGAUAGAGGAGCAGAACUGGAACCAGGCAGUGCAGUCGAACCCCUCGGAGGCCUUCAGGCUUUUCCACACCAUGUUGGCUCUCCUGGAUGAUCAGUUGGGACGUCUUGUGUUGGGCGAAGAAAACAAUUCUAACAUGGUGCUGAAGCACAACCUGCGUCGCUCCAAGCUCAGUCUACAGGCCAGGUAUCAAGAUCAUCCAGAGCAGCUGGCCAACGUCAUUGAUGGUCUGCUCAGAGAUGAGAAAAUGAUUCUCUUGGAAGCCUUGGCUACCUCUCAGGCAAAGGUGGAGAGCCUGCCUAAUGCAUCUGUAGUCAUCAGUCAUGAGCACAAUAUUGAGGACCGGCUAACGGAGAUGCGAAAGGCAAUUCAGGCCCUGAAAUACCACAUAGAGCAUCUUGAGGAUCUGCAGGACGCCUUUGACUUCCGUUAUAAGACGCACACGAUUUUGGGGAGUACGCCAUCCAUUACUGAUCCCGCUCAUUCCAAAAGAAUUCAGGAGUUGCAAGCUAUGAUCAACAAUGUGGACUGCUCCCGCAAGGACAUGCUGGCCCAAAUCCAGGCACUGCUGGGCCGCUUGGACACUCUAAGAGACUUGCUGCUGGUAGAGCUUGCUGCGUGGCAAGAUCGUCAACGCCGGGCAUGUAUCGGGGACACUUGUGAUACCAGCUUGGGACAAUUGGAGAAGUGGUUCACCAGUUGUGCCGAGGACCUCUUCAGUUUGCUGAGGCUGCUGCAGACGCUGGCGGAGUUGUACAAAAAGAUGACCUAUCAGCGAGACCCCCUGAAAGACCAGUUGCCCCAGCUAGAAAAGCGGCUGCAGGAGCAAAUCUUCUGCCUUUUGAAAAGUGCAUUUGUCGUGGAAAGUCAGCCUAAGAUGCCUCACCCCAACCGCCGGCCUCUGGUGCUGAAAACCAGCAGCAAGUUCUCUGUCCGUGCCAGGCUCCUGGUGAAGCUGCUGGACCGAGACCACCCGAUGGAGGUGACGAUUGAGAUUGACAAGGAUGCUGCUAAUUUGCCAGGGUUUCGGAGGUUCAACAUCUUGACCUCAAAGAGCAAAACCUUGAUGAUGGACAGUCCCCAGGUGGAUGGGCUAGUGUGUGACUUCAAGUACAUUAUGCUGAAAGAGCAGAAAAGCAGCGGCUCAGGCAAAGGCAAGGGCGGCAAAGGCAUCAGUGAGGCAGUGUUAUCUGUACCAGAGGAGCUGCACAUCAUCACUUUCACCCUGGACUUUUUCUACCAUGGUCUCAAGUGCCAGCUGCAGACAUCCACCUUGCCAGUGGUGAUUAUCUCUAACAACAACCAGAUGUCCAGUGCCUGGGCUUCCAUCUUGUGGUUCAUCAUGCUCAGCCCAGACCCGAUGAACCAGCAGUUCUUCUCCAUGCCGCCUCCUGCCACCUGGGCCCAGCUGUCGACUGUGCUGAGCUGGCAGUUCUCAGAUGCCACCGAGCGAGGCCUCAAUGCUGAACAGCUCAUGAUGCUGGGGGAGAAACUCUGUGGAUCAAUGGUAACGUUGCAGAGCCCCAUAACCUGGGCCCAGUUCUCUAAGGAUACCCCUUCCAGCUUCUCCUUCUGGACCUGGAUUGACGGGAUCUUGCUUCUCAUCCAGGACUACCUGCUGAAACUCUGGCAGAAUGAUCUCAUCAUGGGAUUUGUCAGCCGCAAACGUGAGAAACGUUUGCUGAAGACGAAGAAGCCAGGCACCUUCUUGCUUCGUUUCAGUGAGAGUAUCUCACAUGGUGGCAUCACCUGUACCUGGGUGGAUUUUGACGACGGAGGCUCUGCCAAGUUCAGUUCCGUCCAGCCCUACACCAGGGUGGAGCUCCAGUCCUUAGCGCUGCCCGACAUCAUCCAUGACUAUCAACUCCUGGCUGAGGAGGACAUCCCUGAGAAUCCCCUCAAGUACCUGUAUCCUGACACUCCCCGGGAUGAAGCAUUUGAGCCUUACUACAGAGAACGCCGGGAAGGGGACCUGAUGGAAAAGAGGAAAUAUCUGAACCGCCGGCUGAUUCGAGUCUCCUCUAGGCAACCAGGAGAAGCUGAAGCUGUAGAGGUGAAUGGAAUACAUCCUUUAGAUGACGUGCUCUUGCCCAUUGACGAAGACAUUGAUGAAAUAGAGCAUGAAAUUAAAGCCCUUCUAAAGGACUGGCAAGAUCCUUUCCUUCCAACACCAGUUGAAGAUCAGAACCUGGAACAGCCAAACUAUUCUGAGCUAUUUUCGGUAACCGACAUACCAGAACUAAAAGUUUUUGAAGAAGAUUUCCAGUGUUAGGCUCCCUUCUCUGCUCUCUUUGGAUAGCACAAGCAGGGAUGAUGAGCAUGAUAAUUUCUGCCUAAACCUGCAGCCCUCUUCCCAGCGAACUGCUAAUGUCCUUCCUCAUGCCCCAACAUUCAUCCACUCCAGGAGGAUGCUGAAGUAGUGGGGAAAUUUGAGACUCCAGUUGCUCUGAAUGGCCGAGUGGGGCGAUAGGCUGGAAAGGUGCCGUUGACUCCACGUCUGUAUCGGUACAGCCAGACUAUAACUGGGUUUCAGGUGCAAAAUGAGAAUACGAAAGAGCUGGAGUCAACCAGAUGAGACUGUGGGCUGGGCAACCAGGGAUCAUUUCUACUUGCCAGCGGAAGUAUGUUAGAAGUGCUCCUGAAAGUGAAGAGCGCCCACCAGGGGUGCAGAGACUCUAGCCCAUGGAGCACCCCAAUCCGGCCUGCACAUCUUCUUGCGGUUCCUCUAAGGGGCGGGGCUGAGGCUCCAAGCUCCGCCCUUGGAGGAAUUCCUUCGGAAGACAUCCCCUGAUCUGAGAUUGGAGAUGACAGUGGGAAUUCCCCUGCUGGCAUGCGCCUUACAGGAGAGAUGGCAGCAAAGCUCCCUUCUGUCCACCUCACCCCCUUCAUGCACCUUUCUUUUACAAAGUACUGCCCCCCAACUUCCCUGCAAGUAGUUUGUACACCAUGAGAACCCAAUCUUUUACUUCCUCCCCCCACAUCACCCCAAAACCACCCCGACUCUCUUUUUUUUUUAAACUCCUGCCCAGAACUGUUCAAAAACUGGUUUCCCCUGUAAUACUCCCUCACCUUAGGCAGGCUUUGUUCUUUGCACUCUCCCUUCAAAAGGGCUUCAUUGGUGCCUGAGCAGGAGCCCGUUUUCACCAGUGCAGCAGCUCUUCCAUAAACAAUCUUUCCAUCUACAGAAAUCCACUCCAGAUUUUCUUUCCUGGAGUGAGUUCAGUUUGGGCUAAAGCUGCUGCUUCCCCCCCCCCCCCCCCCCGGUCUCCCACAUAUGAGAUGACGGGAAGAGAAGAAAGGAGCCCCAAAACGGAAGCAGCUCUCUGUUUGCAACUGAGGGAUUUGCAGAGGGGAAAAAAGGUCUGCCCUGCUGCACUAUAAAGCCAAGGAGGGCAGCAGAAAAGGUUUAAAACGGGCAGGUCCCGUUCUAUCAGAGAAUCGGGGUUGGGCGGACGAGGGGAUGUUCCGGCAGGAUUAGCAGGGGCUAGUCUCUCACUCUGGCUUACUGGCUCAGAUAGGGGAAACAUCAGCAAGUCUUUGUUGGGUUUUGAGAGAGGAAUACCACAGGUGUAUUUUGGGGUGCUUACAGCAAGCCUUUUAUGGCACCACAUCCUGCCUCACCCAGAGGAUUUUAGUAAGGAGGCCUCCCGACGUCAUCGUCCUCUUCUUGUUGUAACCCUUCCAUGGCUGCUUCUGUCUUUUUCCUUACCGUGGGAAAAUUAAUGAAGGGAAAAAAGAUGGAAAACGCUGUACAAGGCCUUCCCGUUGGUCACGCUGAGAGCCCUCCCUCUGGAAGCACCUUGGAUAGAAGUUGGUCUCCCAGAAUUCAAUUCCAGAUUACGGGGUUGACUGUCGUUGUUGACUCCUAGAAAAGGGCUACUAUUUCUUGCCUAUGUGAUGCCUGCUUGCUCAGCCUGUAUGUUUGUGAAUAACCUGGUAGUGCAAAAUACCAUUUAUGUCUCCUGAAUGUUUAUGGGAAACUAACACUCAAGCUGCACUGAAAUUUUGAGAAGUUGAGAGUGCAAGCCAAAUGUCUUGGUAAAUGCAAGAAUAGGUAGCGGUUGCAUCCAAACUAGCCCUUUUUUCCCCUUUCUUUUAGGUUUGGCAUAGGGUCUUUUGUUUGUUUUUAAGCUUUAAACAUUUCUGGGAUUUUCUAUCUCCCCCUUUUUUUCCUUUUUUUUUUACAGAGCAUCCAGAUGAUGUCAUCAUUUGUUGCAGUCCAACAUUUCUUGAGUUGUCUUCCCACAUUUCUUUAGGUGUGAUUUGUGAUGGUGGGUUGUAAUAAAAUGCAGUUGCAGCACCA
Molecule: messenger RNA, 4525 nt
Organism: Elgaria multicarinata webbii
Lineage: Eukaryota; Metazoa; Chordata; Lepidosauria; Squamata; Anguidae
Gene: STAT2
Product: signal transducer and activator of transcription 2
Exons: 24
Coding region: 50-2494 (814 amino acids)
Biological process (GO): regulation of cell population proliferation; defense response; type I interferon-mediated signaling pathway
Molecular function (GO): DNA-binding transcription factor activity, RNA polymerase II-specific; RNA polymerase II cis-regulatory region sequence-specific DNA binding
Source: RefSeq, a predicted model, not a curated record